Messenger RNA from Daphnia pulicaria, 1707 nucleotides. RefSeq lists its product as uncharacterized. NCBI's taxonomy places the organism in Eukaryota, Metazoa, Arthropoda, Branchiopoda, Diplostraca, Daphniidae. The transcript has 2 exons. The record is from RefSeq and is a predicted model, not a curated record. Bases 172 to 525 code for a protein of 117 amino acids.
UCCAGGGAGCGCAGUUUAUUUCCAUUGCUAGGGGAGCAUAGUAGAUUGGUAGUCAGUUCGAAUAGUACACUAGUUUGAGACCUACAUAAGGUGAGGUGUCUAUAAAAGAGCAAUCUGUUGGCAAUUGGCGAUUCAUUAAAUUGCCCAACUCUUAUUCCUUCACUUUGAAAAAUGAAAUUUCACGACUGCUUCGUCGUUGUUGCGGAGUCGGCAACUAUCCAGUUGGAAUCUUCAACACCCGGCUCCAAAAAUAAUUCCGAUGUAGUAUCACCUUCGCCAUUCCCCGUAAAUGAUCCUGUAUCACCUUCGACGUUUGGACUCAAUCUUCUUUCAAUUGAUUUCUCUAUUCCACCUGACGAAGACGUGGAUUCCGAUUACCUGCCUCCCGAUGUGCAACCCGAUCCGUUUCCCUUUCACGAACUCAAUUACUUUUAUGAAGAGGAGGGAGACGAAUUCGAUCCGUACGCGGAUUUCAUUGUGGAAGACGUCCGCGCCGCAGUCGAGCCAGUUGACAAUGUCGAAUAAUUAUUCCAAAAAUUUUACCUGUUGGAUUUCGCGUGCACUUUUACGAGAUUUUAAUGGCAAUAUCUAUUCUUUUCUGCGGAAAAUAUAUACGACUCAUACUAUAAUCAGUGACUAUAGGAGAAAAGCUUCUUAUUUCGGACUAAAAAUUGACUUUUUCUUAGCGUUUGAUGACGUAAAGAUUUCACUGAUAAUUUCAUUUCACUGCGAACGUCAAUUGGUGAAAUGUAACGAUGAGCUCUCCUGACCUUCUGCCUUUAUUUCAACUUGAAAGCAUUUGACAUUUUUUAGAGUUUUCCCACCUCACACCCAGGGAAAAUGGAUUUAAUAUUAAAAUUGAUGACAUAAAACCCAUUUCGACAUGAAUUAGGCAUUUAUUUGUUGCCGAAUGUUUCAAUGUCGCUCGGAUUUCCCCAAGAAAUAAAAAGGAAAAGGAGAUUAAAUUAAAUACGACUAUUGUGCUACCCAUCAGCUCUACGGUCCCAGGGAACUCUUUCCCCGCCAAUCCUAUAGGACUCUACAGUCUACCCGGCCGCCUAAACUUUCUUGGUUUUCAAAUGGUAUAAAAAAGCCGAGGACCAGUCCACUCUGCAUCAUUCGACCUACAUUCGACAUUCAUCCAACUGAAACGUCAUCAACAACAACAAUAUGAGUCGUUCUAUUUUUGUAAGUCAUUCAAACUGUUCGUACAGUUCUGCUUCGAUUCGCAUAUACUGUAGAUCAUUUCUCAAUUUAGAUUAAUUUUUUUUUCUUUCUAUAAUUAAUUGAUUCCGUCAUCAUUAUUCUGAAGAAAUAUACUAAUUGCUUUACUCAAACUGAUUCUCGUAUUUCGCAAAUUGAUUUAAAUAGCCUGCCUCACCGUUACUCAUUGCAGUGUCAAACGCCCUCAGCUGAAAUGCGAUUCAGAUGUUAAGAGUUUUUAAGAGAAAAUAGUUGCAGUCUAGCUCAGGAAUAAUCAUACGACGGCACCAACUAGUCAAAAAAGAAGAAUAUAGAGAAAGAUGUUUCCUACCUUGAAACCCGGGAAAUACAGCCAGGCAUCCACAGCAAGGGCUCCAUUCACAGAAAUCAGGUGAAUGACGGAAAAAUGAGGUCCGCGUGAAUACUUCCACACUCACAUGGGUGUACACGAGGACAGAGUUUUUCCAAUCAACUAUGGACGCUGUUCUAUCUAGCAAAAAAUUA